GCCUGACAGUGCUGUCACGAUGUUCAAGCAGCUUUUCACUCUUCAACAACAACAACAACAACAACAACAACAACAGAAUCCUACACGCAGUUUUCCAGACUCCUAAGACGUAUCCUAUCACCAACAUAGCGGCCAAACGACCCUUCGCAUUGUACAAAUGUCACGCCGAAAGUCUCUUUUGAUCGGCAUCAACUAUACCGGCAGCGACAACGCACUGAACGGCUGCCAUGAAGACGUCAACAAUGUGGCCGAAUUCAUCAAGUUUCGAGGCUACCAGGACGUUCCACAAGAUCAGAUUGUACUCCGCGACGACUUGGGAGAAGAAUACUCGCCGACUGGACACAAUCUACUAGCCGCAAUUGAUUGGUUGGUCAGUGAAGAGCAUACCACCUGUUUCUUCCACUACUCCGGACAUGGCGGUCAGGUCGACGAUCCAAACGGCAAGCGUCCCUCAGGUCUACUGGAUACCAUUGUGCCCGUCGACUUCGAGGACAAUGGCCAGAUUGACUCCGAUACACUCCACAAGCAUCUCGUGACCAAGCUCCCACCAAGCAGCACUUUGUUCCUCAUUCUCGACUGCUGCCAUUCCGGCUCGACCUUGGAGCUACCAUUUGUCUAUCGCAGCGACGAUGACGGCAAUGUCCACAAGAUCGACGGCUUCGCAGCAGGAGCCGCUCUCCUGAAAGAAGCGAAACAUCUGAUCUCCGGCGGGUUUGGUGAGGAUAAUGAAGCUCGGGCACGAGAUCUCUACGGCGGAGCCACCGCGUUCCUUCGCAGCAUGAGACACCAUCGACAGCUAUCAAGUCUUGCCACGGACGACUUCACUCAAGAUCAUCCAAACGACAGGAAGAUGAUCACGAUGUUUUCCGGAUGUAGAGAUGACCAGACCAGUGCCGAUGCGCAGAUAAACGGUGUCAGCGAAGGAGCCAUGAGCUGGGCAUUCCUCGAAGCCACAAAGAUCAACGCGGAUCCAACUUACAGGGAGGCCCUGCACCUAACACGGGCCAUGUUGAAAGACUCUCAGUACACUCAGGUCCCUCAGCUUUGCGUAGGUAUGGAGAUGGAUCUGGAUCAGCACUUCAUGAUGUGACUUUGACUCAGACUGCCAAUAGUGUCAUGUCGGAGAGGUCGGCGUUCUGGUUCUCGUGUUUUACUCAUUAGAAACAUUGUUUGUUCGCUUCAAUGCCCCUCGAUAUUCAAUCUUGCGUCAUGGUGGCUUGUCGAAGAUCUUAGUCCUAGUAAUCUCACCUUUGAUGUCUUUUUUGUUGGCUAACAAAGAAGGUCUCGUUGGCUAUACGUAC
Messenger RNA from Aureobasidium subglaciale EXF-2481, 1301 nucleotides. RefSeq lists its product as uncharacterized. NCBI's taxonomy places the organism in Eukaryota, Fungi, Ascomycota, Dothideomycetes, Dothideales, Saccotheciaceae. The coding region runs from base 158 to 1090 and encodes 310 amino acids. Gene Ontology annotation, molecular function: cysteine-type endopeptidase activity. The transcript has 4 exons. Gene Ontology annotation, biological process: proteolysis. The record is from RefSeq and is a predicted model, not a curated record.